GCAGGCCCCUCUCCCUCCCUCACCUCCUGGUUCCCGCCUGCCCCCGCAGGGGUGGCCCUAGCUUCCCGCUUCCUGGACGGUUCACUCUCCUGCACCCAUUUUGUCUCCUCCUGAUCUCAGCGGAUGGUCCCUUCCUCAGGGAAGCCCUCCCUGGUUAGGCCAAGCUCUACUCCCCUUCAUACAGCCCCGUAUCACCGUCGGCCUUUCAGGGUCACUUUUUACAAGUGCUUACUCCGGGACACGGUAACCUUAUUAACAAGCCUGGCCGCGAGCUCGUAGCUCGAUAACUAAUUGCGGAAGAAACGGACUGAGCAGCUGCCCAACCACUCCUUGCCCCUCCCCCUAGGGCUGCGGGGCGACUAUUACGCAUUAAGCAGGCGCCGCGGAGAGGGAGAUCCCACGGCGCCUGCGCGAAGGGGCACGCAUGCGCAGAAGGACGAGCCCGCUGACAGAUUCGCGGCGGCGGCGGCGGUGGCCCUGGCCCUGGACUGCGGGGAAUGGGAGUCCUAGGUCUCUGAGCGCCGCCCCCGCCUCCCUGCCCCCGACAUGGCUCAGGAGAAGAUGGAGCUAGACCUGGAGUUGCCUCCGGGUACUGGCGGGAGCCCGGCGGAGGGCGGCGGCAGUGGCGCCGGCGGGGGCCUCAGGAGGUCUAACAGCGCCCCCCUGAUCCACGGCCUCAGUGACACUUCGCCGGUGUUCCAGGCCGAGGCGCCGAGCGCCAGGCGGAACAGCACAACGUUCCAGAACCGCCACGGCCUGCUCCUGCCGGCCUCCCCCGUCCGCAUGCACAGCAGCCGCUUGCACCAGAUCAAGCAGGAGGAGGGCAUGGACUUGAUCAACCGAGAGACCGUCCAUGAGCGCGAGGUGCAGAACGCAAUGCAGAUAAGCCACUCCUGGGAGGAAAGUUUCAGCCUGAGUGACAACGACGUGGAGAAGUCCGCCUCCCCGAAGCGCAUCGAUUUCAUUCCGGUGUCCCCAGCGCCGUCGCCCACCCGGGGGAUCGGGAAGCAGUGUUUUUCACCCUCCUUGCAAAGUUUUGUGAGUAGCAACGGAUUGCCUCCGAGCCCCAUUCCCAGCCCAACGACUCGAUUUACUACCCGGAGAAGCCAGAGUCCCAUCAAUUGCAUUAGACCAAGUGUUCUUGGACCAUUGAAAAGAAAAUGUGAAAUGGAAACUGAGUAUCAGCCAAAGAGAUUUUUCCAGGGCAUCACCAACAUGCUUUCUUCUGACGUUGCACAGCUGUCAGAUCCGGGCGUGUGUGUAUCGUCGGAUACCCUCGACGGAAACAGCAGCAGUGCGGGAUCGUCGUGUAACUCACCAGCGAAAGUCAGCACUACCACCGACUCUCCUGUGUCGCCUGCCCAAGCGGCCUCUCCAUUUAUUCCAGUAGAUGAACUUUCAUCUAAGUGAUUCACCCACCCAUCCUGAGACUCGGUUUUUUUGUUCGUUUGUUUUCUGUUUUGUUUUUGUUCUGCAACGGAGAGGAAAAAAAAAAUCAAGUCGGAGCAAGCACUGAACUUUGUCAAUUAAUUUGAGGCUAUUUCCUAUUUGACCCUCUUCCUUUUUUUUGAAAUUUCCUGAAAUGUUGUUACUCUAUAGAACUUUUAUGUCAGGUUCCUGCAGAUGCCCUUGAAUUCAGUGUAGUAAUAUUUUCAGACGUUUUCCAAUAAGUGUGUUGAAGCAUACGUCUUUAUGCUGCUAAUAUGUUUAAAUACAUAUGUUAUCCCUUGAUUUUUUAAAAUAAUUGAGAGCUCUAUUUAUUUAUGGGAUUAUUAAGUUCUGAUGCAAAUAUAAAUGUUGAAUUAAUCAGCAUAGUAAACUGAUGUUUUAAAAUUCCAUAUUUCAUGCCCACACUAAUUUUUAAUGUUAUUUUUCAGUGAUUGCUAAUUUCUAUUUGACGAAGACCUUAGCUGUUUACAGCGAUUUUUAAAAAAUAUGUUAGUCAUAACAUAUCGAUCUAGUGGUUGUCUGUUUUAUCCAGGAAUCCUUGGGUAUUUAAUUUUCUGGGUACACAAGUGGCUGGGAGGGGGAAUGAUAAAAGAACAAAAUAUGAAAGUUUGCAACAAAUCUUUUUAAAUUAACUAUAUAAACUAAACACUGAAACGCAUUUUCUAAUGAAAUUUUAAUAUUAAUUCUAAUAAGUUGUCCAAAUAGAACUCCAGGAAAGUUUAAGAAAACCAUUUUUUAAACCAGAAAGUGCAUUCUCUUGGGUAUAAUCCUGAAGGAAAAUGGGACAGUGCCUUGCAGUCUUGGCCCAUUCUACAUAGGCUGAGACCAGGUUCUUUGUACCACCUCAAACUUGAAAGUUUCUCAGAUGCAGAAAAUGUGGGAAGCCCUGUUGGACUUCAUCAGAGCACCCCGGCAGAUAAGUCUCUCAAUCACUGAUAUGCUUUAAAAUAUCCAGUUGUGCCUCAGUGAAAAAUCCUUGCCAACGAGGAGCCAAAGCAGCUUUUGGCUGCUUUUCUGCUCUGCCCAUCUGUCACCUUCCUGGUUUUCCCUGGCUCAGGAAGGAAGCAGCUGUUUCCUUGCCAACAGGUCCUUCCUCUCCAGCUCCCAUCAAACUAGGGCACCAUCGGUUAGACAGAGGUACGGUGUGACUUGGAUUUCUGACAGUGUGCAACAACAGAACUGUGGAAUUGUUGCAGGAACCUGUGUAGUUAAAGCCAGAGCUGGAGUUGACUGCCUUGGGGAUUGCUGAUUGAUUAAGGGUCAGUGACUUGCAAGAGAAAAUCAGUGGAGAGUCACAUAGGUAGAUCAUUAUUUAACUUAGAUUUUAUUAAAGGUAGAAUUGUAAAAUGUUCUUUUCUUUGCCUUUUACAACUAAGACAACAUACAGAAAUAUUUAAUAUCAAAUGUUUUUAUAUCAUGCUUCCUAUAUCUUCCUUUAUUAGAUAGAUAGAAUGGCAGACAAAAGGGGAAGGGGAAGAAGUAAAAGAGAGACCAAGAUAAAAAGCUCCAGCUUUCUAAGUUACUGCUUAUAGAGAUUUUAACAAUUAUGUGGAAUUUUUACAACUGAGAAUAAAUGGAACUGGUCAGCUUUUGAAA
Molecule: messenger RNA, 3045 nt
Organism: Mustela erminea (ermine)
Lineage: Eukaryota; Metazoa; Chordata; Mammalia; Carnivora; Mustelidae
Gene: PABIR1
Product: family with sequence similarity 122A
Exons: 1
Coding region: 547-1410 (287 amino acids)
Biological process (GO): mitotic G2/M transition checkpoint
Cellular component (GO): nucleus; cytoplasm
Molecular function (GO): protein serine/threonine phosphatase inhibitor activity
Source: RefSeq, a predicted model, not a curated record